UCUGAUGCGGUACGUUCCGCGGUAGUUUGAUUCGAGGACGCAUCGCGAACGAUUAAAGGUGUGUAUGAGAAGAUGGAUUGCAAAGGAGAGUCUGCGCAAGUGGAAGGCGCAGAAACAGUAGCGGUAUCGAGGCAAGUACGGUUCCGUGCCUCAACGACUCUUAGCGAAAUGAACGUCAGACACCUAGGGCGAGAACCGAUGGGGGUGUCUAGAAAGGAAUCAUAGUGAACGAGUGGAAGGAGGACACUUUGACACAUAACAUGGUCGACGGAGUGGACUACUAAACUGAGAGCUUCCUUUGCCAAGGAGCGCAUGCGGAUCAAUUGAGCCCUGGUCGCAUUUGGAAGCUGACAUUGGAUAAUACGAGGAAAAAGUGGAGGAAGUAGAUGAAAAUCGGCUGCACGCGUGGGUGAAGGUGCCGAAACGUGUUCUACAUUGCCCAC
This is a messenger RNA of Periconia digitata, 443 nucleotides long. The record is from the annotation of a GenBank genome assembly. NCBI's taxonomy places the organism in Eukaryota, Fungi, Ascomycota, Dothideomycetes, Pleosporales, Periconiaceae.